Apis dorsata (giant honeybee) is the source of this 1722-nucleotide messenger RNA. RefSeq names its product cell cycle checkpoint protein RAD1-like. NCBI's taxonomy places the organism in Eukaryota, Metazoa, Arthropoda, Insecta, Hymenoptera, Apidae. Gene Ontology annotation, cellular component: nucleus; checkpoint clamp complex. The record is from RefSeq and is a predicted model, not a curated record. Gene Ontology annotation, molecular function: 3'-5' exonuclease activity. Gene Ontology annotation, biological process: DNA damage checkpoint signaling; DNA repair. The transcript has 7 exons. The coding region runs from base 676 to 1494 and encodes 272 amino acids.
UUAUUUCUUAACGUGUAUAAUUGUUUGAAAUGAUAUUAAAUAAUAUUAAGAUAAUUCUUUGAGAUUAUAAUUUGUCAUUUUUCUUUUUUUAUUUAUAUUUCCUUAGGGAUAUUUAUAUUAACACAGAUUAUUAAGAUUUAAUCAAACAAUUUUCAAUGAGUGUUACUGAACAAUCAUCAAUUAAUCAAACAUUAAAUACUUUUUCAUUUAAUACAUGUGAUAUAAAAUAUGCAGAAUUUGUAUAUAAAGUGUUAAAAGAAGCAGCUGAAAGUUUUGAAAAAGAACAAAAAUUUUUAGAUAAUGUUUUAUUAAAUUUAUACAAUAUUUUUGGUAAUGUAUUUGAAAGAGCACUAGAAUUAUAUGAACAAGAACGUAUAACUCAUAUCUUUCCUUCUGAAAAUCCUAAUGUUGCGCCUCAUAGUGAUAGAAAUAAUUCCAGAUAUUUAGUACAGAUUAAGGGAUUGUCAGGAACAAUAUAUAUACUCUUUCCUGACAUAAACUAUUGUAUUUGUGGUUCUUUUAGGUGUCAAGUAUUAAAUAAUAGAUCUUUGUUUACUUGCAAACAUGUUUUAGCAGCUUGGUUAGCUGCAGUUACAAAAAGAAAAUUAUCUCAUCAAUAUAUAACAGAAAAACAAUUUCAAAAUUUGUUAUUAUAUCAAGUUUCAAAUAAACAAUAUGUAUCCUGAAGUAGAAACUAAUUCAUUAGUUGCAAAGUUAGGAAAUCUUAAAACCAUAGUACAAUUAUUAAAAGCAAUUAAUUUUAAAGAGAAUGCUACAUGUUUUGGUACUGAAAAUGGUUUGAAAAUAACUGUAGAAGAUGCAAAAUGUAUGCAAGCUAGUGCUUAUAUUCCAACUCAUGUAUUUCAAAUAUUCAAUUUGAAAGAAGAUGUAAUUUUUAAAGUUAAUUUAAAUAUAUUAGUGGAAUGCCUUUGUAUGUUUUGGAGUAAUAUAAAUUGCCAAGGAAGUUCUGUAGCUUUGCAACUUUUUUAUAAAGCUAAUGGACAUCCUGUAACAGUUCUUAUUGAAGAAGAUGGUAUUAUAACAGAUUGUUCUUUAAAAACACAAGAACCUGAUGAAUUGUUAGAUUUUCAUCUUGAACCGGAAAAUGUUUUGAAUAAAGUAGUUCUUCAAACUGAAUUGUUAAAAGAUAUCUUAUCUGAGCUUGAUUCAAGUAGUGAUUUGAUUGAGCUAUUUUUAUCUCCUUCCCCACCUUUCUUUCGUAUUAGUACAGCUGGUUUAGCUGGAAUUUGUCAUAUUGAAUUACCACAUGAUGGUGAAUUGAUUGAUAAUUUCCAAUGUACUUCAACAGCUACAUCAAGUUAUAAACUUACACAUAUUAAGCCAGCUAUGAAGGCAUUAUCUUGUGCAAAUAAAGUUUCAUUGAGGACUGAUUCAUUUGGACUAUUGUGUUUUCAAUAUAUGGUUAAGACUGAUGAAGGACAUACAUGUUACAUAGAAUAUUAUAUUUCUCCAGUAAUAGAUCCUGAUGAAUAAUUUGGAAUGGAGAUAAGAUGAUAAAUAUUGAUUAAAAAUUAUUUCAAAAUAUUCUUUUAUUUUAUCAGAUUUGUAAUUAAAGCUUUCCAUUUAUUGUAUCACAUAAAAAAAAAAAUGCCUUUAUAUGAAAUUCAAAACUAUUCUUUAUUGUGAAUUCGCUUAAUAUACUCACAAUGAAUAUGAUGUACAUAAAAGCAUAUGAAUGAUAUUUAAAGAUGCAUAAAAAAA